ACACGUGACGUACACGGGUAUUUCCUUUGCGAGCAGGUCUCUUUCCUCUUAAUUACGGCGCGGAAAAAAUGAAGAGAGAUUAUUGGUUUACGUUUGCAAGGCGUGGCGGUUGAGAAUAAAUGUUAAUAAACGCGCCUCAGUGCGUGGAGUUUAUAUCCGGUGGAGGCAAGCGAGCGAUUGUUGCCGCACGGAAAAGGCACCCGCACUCGCGAAUAAGGCAUCCGCGAUAUUUUCGCCAAUUUCGAUUUUAAAAUAUAAAAAACAAUUGUUUGCAAACAAGUCGAGGUUUUGUUUGCGUUAAAAUAAUACCGCGUUAUUUUGUUUGUUGCCCCCCCCCCCCCCAACGCAUCUGUCGCCGUGCUUAAUUGAAGCGCAGUUCGUGUAAACGCGUUUUUUUGGGGUGGGGGCCGGUCUCACGGUGGCGAAUCCGCGGGGCUGCGGAGAAGUCGCCAACGUCCGCCUUAGCCGAGGUCACGUGGUGACAACGUCCCCCACACCACGGCCGCGUGGAGUGGUCUUUUAUUUGUAUUUUGACGGACUCGAGUGGAAUUUACUUUUUGUUAUUUAGAUUUUCCAGCCGGAAUCGAGUUCCGCACCUUGCGGACACUGCAACCGCUGGCGACGAGCACGACGCCUAACAACCAAGCAGAUACGCGCCGCGGGGUUCCGCUCGCGAAGCCGCCCGUGUGUCGGGAGCUGCCCCGUGACCUCCCCCCGCCUGCUCAAGAAUAAGAUCAUCAGGCAGACAUGGCUGCCCAGGUUACAGAGGCCGAACAAAUCAAGCAGUUUAAGGACUUCCUGGGCUCGUAUAACAAGCUGUCAGAGCUGUGCUUCAUGGACUGUGUGAAGGACUUCACGGUCCGGAAGGUGCUGGACGAAGAGAACAACUGCACCGAGACCUGCAUGCAGAAAUAUUUGAAGAUGACGCAGAGAAUCUCGCAGCGAUUCCAGGAGUACCACAUCCAGCAGAACGAGGCCCUGGCUGCUCGCGCAGGCCUCAUCGUCCAGCCCAAGAUGUGAGCCGAGCGCCAAGGGGCCACUUCGCAAUCCCGCGACAUAAAGGGGCCAAGCUACUGUGUGCAGCACUGUCUUCGCACAGACACGUCUGCAAUGUGCUUAACGAGUCUGGAGGAUCACGUUGCCCAAAUAACUGUGUUUCUUAUUUUUUAAAGAGAUUUUUGGAAACAGGAUUUGUGCCGAUCCAAGCAUUGGGCUUAAAUGCUGCCAUAAACCCAGAGCAUGUGCUUUUCAUCCAUGUUGGCUUUAAAAAGCAAGAUCCUGUUGUUUUUUAAGAAAAUGUACAUUAGACAUCCCUACUGUGUAAAGGCUGUUGAUGCACUUCGGACUGUAUUUGUAAUACAGGAGUUAAUAUGGGGGAGCUAUGUUACCUUGCCUCAUUGAUGAAAGGAUUAAAGAAAGCAUUUUUGCAUGCAUAACCAAUAUUCUGUAUUGUAAACAUGUUGAGCUGUGGCUUAAUAAAAUAAUGUAACACAAA
Petromyzon marinus (sea lamprey) is the source of this 1495-nucleotide messenger RNA. It is a transcript of the gene TIMM9, whose product is annotated as translocase of inner mitochondrial membrane 9. Lineage: Eukaryota; Metazoa; Chordata; Hyperoartia; Petromyzontiformes; Petromyzontidae. The record is from RefSeq and is a predicted model, not a curated record.